GCGUGGUGAGGACGCUAACGGCGCCCUGGGGAGAACCGGCGUUUUCUGUCGGUGCCAGAAGUGGGGGUCGGAAGCAGGCCGUCUGUGCGGGGAGUCUGCACGGUUUGCCGUGUGUCCCGCCUCCUGUCCCUCCGAGACGGUUUGCCCUGUCACCCCCCCCCCCCCCUGUUAGCCCCCAGGGACGGUUUGUCGCGCUCCUUCCCCAGGGGCUCGAGCCGCUGACAUGAAGCUCACUCUGGGCCGUGCCGUUGUCCUGGUGACUGUGGCCGGGCUCGGCUUCUGGAUGUUCCGCGCGUGGCUGAGCAGUAAGGAGCACGUGUUCAACCGGGAAGAGUUGAGCAAGCUGGCCCGGCAGUACUCAGGUCUUAAUCAUGACCAAGCAUUCACAAAGGUUGUGGUUGAGUUAAGGAAAAGGUAUCCUGGUCACAUUCUUCCAGAUGAGGACCUGCAGUGGAUCUUCGUAAAUGCUGGUGGCUGGAUGGGUUCUAUGUGCCUUCUGCAUGCAUCGCUAACUGAAUAUGUGCUACUUUUUGGAACAGCAGUAGACACGGGGGGACACUCAGGUCGGUAUUGGGCUGAAGUGACUGACACUAUUAUCUCAGGAACUUUUCAGCAGUGGAAAGAAGGGACAACUAAAAGUGAAAUAUUUUACCCAGGUGACACUAUCGUCCAUUCCAUAGGUGAAGCCACAUCUGUGCGCUGGAGUGCUGGGACAUGGAUGGUUGAAUAUGGUAGAGGUUUCAUUCCUUCCAUGUUGGGGUUUGCAUUGUCUGAUACAAUCUUUAGUACACAGGAUUUUCUUACCUUUUAUUAUACAAUAUCUGUCUACACAAAAGCACUUAUUUUGGAAGCCCAUACUUACCUCACAACAGCUGGAUUCUUUUGAUGCUGGGUAGAGACCAUUUUGUAAGGUAUACAUUUUAUUGGUCUCUUUUUGACAUUGGUUUAUUUCACCUACUGUUUGAAAAUUUACUUGUGUUCAUCAAUUCUAGAAAAUUUGCUUGUUCUUUGUAUGCUACAUUUUUUCUGAUAAGAUUCCAAUCUUUUUAUGUCUCUACAUUGAGCAACACAAAGUAUUGUGUAAAAGAUCACAUCAGAAGCAUAGAUCUGUUUGCAUAAUCUCACGUAUGUCAAUUUAGAUAUCAAUGUUUUGCUGUAUCUUUUAGAACUAAUUUGGAUGGUAAAUUGAUAAGUCCAGGACGAGGAACUUGUUGUUAUUUUUAACCACUGUAGUGAAUCUUUAGCAUGUUUCAAUAUCUAAACUACUAAAUCUGACGGUAAAAGAUGUUUCUUAGAUUUGGUUGGUUACCUAGAUGUUCAGUUCUGUAAAGCUAUUGAAUCAAGCAGAUUUAUACAUUUGAGAUUAAAUUGUUAAUGGGGUUUAAUUCAUAAUUUUGUCAUAAAUUGUACACGUUCAUUCAUGGUGUCAAUUUUUUAUGUCAGUUGAAUAUUUCAAUAUUCUGAAUCAAUAUGUCAGAUGGAAUUGUGAUAAGUUGCAGUGUAGAUAUGUUAAAAUACAAAGAAACCUCUUGUUGGUCUGAUCAACACCAGUUAAUAUUGCAUUAGAGGCAUUUUGAGAUUUCAGAAUCCCAAACAGGUUCAGUUGCAGUCUUCAUGUUGGACCGAGCUGUCAAUAACUUCCCACCUUUUCAUCUAAUACUUACUUUCCCUCUCCAAUUGGAGCACUACCCAGCACAUAGGCAAAAAGAAUGCCUAUGUGCCUGUGCAACCUCUAAAUUGCCUAGUAUGUUAAUGGCAAGACAGUCACUUCCGAAAAACUUCCCAAACGUUUUAGUCACCAAAUAGCAAGCAAUGUGUAAUUCAGUUUAAAUUAAACAGACUUCCAUGACACUAGCCCACACAAGCUGACCAUUCACUAGAUCUUGUUCUGAACCAAAUAUGAAGGUAGAUUCUUUCCCCCGCCCCACCCCACACUUCUUGGCAUCAGUAAGAAAAUUAAUAUUUUCAUUGCAGGUUGGUGAUGAUGCUAACUCCUCUCUUGCUCUUUGAUGGGUAGAAUUACCACUAGUAUAGUAGCAUUUUUCUCCCUCUCACUAGUUUAUAUAUGAAAAAGAUUGAUGGAGAUAAUUCAUUUGAUGGAUGUUUUACAUGUGAUCAUUUAAUUAAGUAAACUUUAUUAAUUGCAUUUUCUACCAGAAAAGGUGAUUUUUUUUUUAUUCAUUCUGUGGAAAGCCCGUAAUGAUCAUGGUCACCUGGGUGGUUGUCUGAAGAUUUUGCAGAUGUUCUGCUUGUUUUUGAAAACUUGAUUUUUUUUUCUUUGCAUUUUAACAUGUAUGUUUCAAAUGCAACUGAAUUAUCCUUUUGAAGGGAAUACUGCAGUCCUGAAAACCUGCUUACAACUCAUUUCUUAGACUUAAAGCAAUAUCUCCAAAUUCCAUGCAACCACCACAAACUUACACCGUUAAUUAAAAUACAAGGUCAUCUUGAUCCAAUUAAGGCUAGUUUGAGGGUUGAAGUGUGAUUGGGAAGGUAACUACAUAUAAGUUUGAAUAUAAAAUGUAAGAAUUUCAAAUUCUAUGCAAAGUAAUACUGUACCAAACAAUUCCGCUUUUAAAAUUCUUGCAAAUGCAGUGAUCCUAUAUACCUUUUUUUCUUUCCACACAGAUUUGUUCAUAUUUGAUGUAUGCACUUAGCUUUAUUUUUCAUGUAAAUUCCAUGUCAGAUAUGAAUUUUAUUUACAAGUUUCUCCAGAACCCUCUAAUUUGAUUCAGGUUUGCAGCCGUAGCCCUUUCUGUUUAUUUCAGCAUCUUUGGAUGUUACUGAUGUAGCUUCUUUACUCAUAAAAUGUGAAGUAUUUUAAAAAUUUCUAUAGUUAAUUAAAUGCUAGCAGAAUUUA
Molecule: messenger RNA, 2857 nt
Organism: Hemiscyllium ocellatum (epaulette shark)
Lineage: Eukaryota; Metazoa; Chordata; Chondrichthyes; Orectolobiformes; Hemiscylliidae
Gene: sigmar1
Product: sigma non-opioid intracellular receptor 1
Exons: 4
Coding region: 224-886 (220 amino acids)
Cellular component (GO): endoplasmic reticulum
Source: RefSeq, a predicted model, not a curated record